CUGUCCCCCCCCCCCCCCCCUGGCGCGCGGAAAACGCUCCUUUUCCCUUGGCCUCAACUUCGGGCCUUUUAAAUUGCUAUUCCGACCACCCGAAUCCGCACAAAACUGCACCAGAGCGGCACCAUGUCAUCGUCGUCCAAUAAAAUUACAGACAGGCGGAUCGCCGAACUAAAGGCGGUCGUUCAGAAUCGGGACCAGGUUAAAGAAAAGCUCCAAAACGAUCUGAAGGAGCUCGAGGACUUGAGGAAAGCGGUGGAGGACCUCGAGGAUCAACUUGACGAGCUCGACAAGGAGCUUAUCAGCUCCGCCGCAUUCGCAGCCAAACACAAACGCGGAAAGGCAGAGGUCAAAAAGUCGACAGCUGAUCAAAUUUCGGAAAAAAAGCUUCUCAUCCAACGGUGGGAGGAGCAAUAUGAAGACAGAAAACAGGAGCUGGAGGACCUCGAAGCAAUGGUGGAAAAGCUGCAGGAGUAGGAUGGCUAAGCUGGAGGCGAUUGGGAAACCUCUCGUCUAUCCUGGUUCUAUUCUGUUCCCCAAGCCUUGCUCCUUUGCCUUUUUUCCAUGUUAAACAGCUUGGUUACUUUACGAUUUUACAAUGCCAAGCCGGUUCACUUCGGCAUCGUACAAGUUCCAUGUGGCGACCUUUCUGGCAACCAAAUCCCUGCGGCGUGGAUCCUGGUCGAUAAACUGCCGGAUGCGGUCGUCGCGGGUCGAAAUCCGGGCAUGGAGCAUGAUAUCAAGGUGACCGUACAUGG
Gaeumannomyces tritici R3-111a-1 is the source of this 755-nucleotide messenger RNA. RefSeq lists its product as hypothetical. The coding region runs from base 124 to 474 and encodes 116 amino acids. The transcript is spliced from 2 exons. NCBI's taxonomy places the organism in Eukaryota, Fungi, Ascomycota, Sordariomycetes, Magnaporthales, Magnaporthaceae. The record is from RefSeq and is a predicted model, not a curated record.